Triticum turgidum subsp. durum (durum wheat) is the source of this 1761-nucleotide messenger RNA. Lineage: Eukaryota; Viridiplantae; Streptophyta; Magnoliopsida; Poales; Poaceae. The record is from the annotation of a GenBank genome assembly.
AUGAGCCAGAGCCUCAGCCACCACCGGCUCUUGCUCGCUUUUCUGUCUGUGCUGCUGCUCACAGCCUCGGCCGUCACCGACAGCACGUUGACGCAGAGGAGGGCCAUCGGCGGCGACCAGAGGCUGGCCUCGCCCGGCGGCGCCUUCCUGCUCGGCCUCUUCUCCGUCGCCAACAACACCAAAUGGUUUCUCGGCAUCUGGUUCACCGCCUCCCCGGACGCCGUCGUCUGGGUCGCCAACCGCGAUCGCCCGCUCGACACCUCGUCCUCCGGCGUAGUCACGCUCAGCAGCCGAGGGGACCUCGUACUCCUCGACGUCGCCAGCAAUAACGAGACCAUCUGGUGGUCCAACUCCUCGGCCGCGGUGGUAGCGCAGCUCCGCGACGACGGCAACCUGGUGCUCGCGGACGCGGCCGGCGUCGUGGUGUGGCAAAGCUUCGACCACCCGACCAACACGUUCCUCUCAGGGUUGUGGGCCGGGCAGGACCUCCGGACCGGCGCGGUGUGGUCCGCCUCGUCGUGGCGCGGCGCCGAUGACCCGUCGACCGGCGACUUCCGUUACGUGAUGGACACGCGGGGCUCGCCGGAGCUGCACGUCUGGAGGAAGGGGCGCAAGACGUACCGGACGGGCCCGUGGAACGGGGUGCGGUUCAGCGGCUGCCCAGGCAUGACCACCUUCGAGGACCUUGUCGAAUUCCAGUUCACCCACACCGCCGACGAGGUGUCGUACGUGUACCGCGACCGCGUCGGCUCGCCGGUGUCCCGCAUGGUCCUGACCGAGUCCGGCGAGGUGCAGCGCAUGGUCUGGAACCCCGCGACGCUCGCGUGGAGCGUUUUCUGGUCGGUGCCGAGGGACCAGUGCGACGUCUACGGCGCGUGUGGCCCGUUCGGCGUGUGCAACGCCGUCGGCGCCGUGGUGUGCGGAUGCAUCAGGGGGUUCCUGCCGAGGUCGCCGGCGGAGUGGCGCAUGCGGAACUCGUCCGGCGGGUGCGCCCGCAGCACGCCGCUUCAGUGCGGCGAUGACGGUUUCUACGUUCUGCGCGGUGUGAAGCUGCCGGAGACGCACAACAGCAGCGUGGACGCCGGCGCCUCGCUCGCGGAGUGCGGCCGGAGGUGCCUGUCCAACUGCUACUGCACGGCGUACGCCGCGUCGGACAUCCGUGGCGGCGGGACCGGGUGCAUACAGUGGUUCGGCGAGCUCAUGGACACGCGCUUAGGCGACGACGGCCAGGAUCUGUUCGUCAAGCUGGCAAUGUCUGAACUUGGCCUAGGGACAACCAAGACCAACAAGCUCGUCAUGGUCGUCGCCGCGGUGAUAACAACAUUUGCAUUGCUUCUGCUAUCACUUGGCCUCCUGAUCUGGAGAAAGAUCCGGCAGCGCAAUAAGCAAAUCACCGAGUUUGAUCACAUCGUGAGAGGCGAGUGUCCAGCGUACCAUCUCGAAACCUUUAAAGCCGCCACCGACGGAUUCUGCGCCAAAAAUGAAAUAGGGUGUGGUGGCUUCGGCACUGUAUACAAGGGUCAAAUGGUAGAUGGCCAAGAAGUUGCAGUGAAGAAGCUGUCAGCAGGGAAUAGAGUGCAAGGUCUGAAGGAGUUCAGGAACGAGGUGAACCUGAUCGCCAAGCUACAGCACCGCAACCUCGUACGCCUGCUCGGCUACUGCAUCCACCAGUCUGAGAGGAUACUGGUCUACGAGUACAUGAGCAACAAGAGCUUGGACACCUUCAUUUUUGAUCCAAGGAGACACGCCACCUUGAGCUAG